AUGGAAAAUGUACUCAUAGAGCCUGAUGUUGCCGGUGUUAUAAAGAAAUUGUCAAGUAUUAUUGAAGAGCAUGCUAAUGACGCAAUAAAAACCGGCGAUGUCUUUAAAAUUGGUUUAUCAGGUGGAUCUUUAAUUAAAUUUCUAGCUGAAGGUUUGCCAUCAAUUACGACCGACUGGUCGAAAUGGAGAUUUUUUUUUUGCGAUGAACGCAUUGUACCUUUUGAUAAUGAAGAUUCUACUUAUGGUCAAUACAAAGCUAGUUUGAUGGGCAAAAUUCCAAUAACUGAAGACCAAUUUAUUACUAUCGAUACUGAGCAUUCAGCUGUUGAAGCAGCCAAUGAUUACAUCAUGAAGAUGUCCGUGUACUUUCCACCGGACAGUCCACCACGUUUCGAUUUGCUGCUGCUUGGAAUCGGUCCGGAUGGACACACUUGUUCGCUCUUUCCCGGGCAUCGUCUGCUCGAGGAAACAAUUAGAUGGGUUUGUCCAAUCAACGAUUCUCCAAAGCCACCACCUUCAAGAAUAACUCUUACGUUCCCAGUUAUUAAUAAUUCUAAGGCUUGUGUUUUUGCUGUCGCUGGAGCUAGCAAGGCUGAUAUAAUCAAGCGUGUACUGAAAGAGAAAGAAAAUUUGCCUGCUGGUCGGGUAAAUCCAACAAAUGGCUCCCUUUACUGGAUCGUUGAUCAAGAAGCUGCCAAAGGCCUCAAUGCAUAG
Messenger RNA from Cotesia congregata, 714 nucleotides. The record is from the annotation of a GenBank genome assembly. NCBI's taxonomy places the organism in Eukaryota, Metazoa, Arthropoda, Insecta, Hymenoptera, Braconidae.